AAUAGAGAACCUGAACUCUCGUGGAAAUGCCGGGGAACCGCCACUUGCGGGAGCGCGCGGCAUGCUGGGAAACGACCAUCGGGGAAUCCUUUGGCUGAGCAGCCUCCUGAUUCUCCGGGGACCCGAUCCGAGAAAGCGGGCUGGAUGGCGGAGUUCCGCAUCCCUCUCCCUGGAAUCCUUUAAGGGGCCCUGGGCGGGGAUCCUCUAAUAGGAAACCACAAUGGAUCAAUAUAGCAUUCUUGGCCGUAUUGGAGAAGGAGCCCAUGGCAUUGUUUUCAAAGCCAAGAACAUAGAAACUGGGGAGACGGUGGCACUGAAGAAAGUGGCCCUCCGCAAGCUGGAGGAUGGGAUCCCCAACCAAGCCCUGCGGGAGAUCAAGGCUUUGCAGGAGAUUGAGGAAAACCAGCACGUGGUGCAACUGAAAGACGUUUUCCCUCAUGGCACAGGGUUUGUGUUGGUAUUUGAGUAUAUGCUCUCUGAUCUGUCCGAGGUGAUCCGCAACUCUGAACAGCCUCUUACUGAAGCCCAAGUGAAAGGCUACAUGCUGAUGCUGCUCAAGGGAGUGGCUUUCUGCCAUGCCAACUCUAUUAUGCACCGGGAUCUGAAACCAGCCAAUUUGCUGAUCAGCUCCACAGGGCAAUUGAAAAUUGCUGAUUUUGGCUUGGCCCGAGUGUUCACCAGUGAUGGAGAUAGACUAUAUAGCCAUCAAGUGGCCACCAGGUGGUAUCGGGCUCCCGAAUUGCUGUACGGUGCUCGAAAGUAUGAUGAAGGUGUAGACCUGUGGGCGGUCGGCUGUAUCUUUGCUGAACUUCUCAACAAUUCUCCUCUCUUCCCUGGCGAAAACGACAUUGAGCAGCUGUGUUGUGUCCUCCGCGUGCUUGGCACACCUAAUCAAAAGACCUGGCCGGAGAUUACAGAGUUGCCUGAUUACAACAAAAUCUCCUUCAAAGAGAAGCAGCCCAUCCCUUUGGAGCAGGUGGUGCCAGAUGCUUCUCCGCAAGCAGUGCAGCUCCUGAAAGAGUUCCUGGUUUAUCCUUCAAAGCAACGGAUGCAGGCAGCCCAGGCACUUCUGCAUCCCUAUUUCUUUACGCCCCCUCUGCCGGCCCACCACUCGGAAUUACCAAUUCCCCAGCGUGGGGGCAAAAAGAUUCGUCAGGGGCUCCAGCACCAGCGUGAUUUCCAUGUGGAGCAGCCACUGGAAGGGUCAGUUGUAGAUCUCGAACUGGUGGCACCGUAUGUGAUUGAUGUAUAAAAAGAGAGUCCCCUUUUGCUCUCCUUUAAAGUCUGGCUUUUAUAACAUCUCCCGAAGCAAGUUUGGUUCUUCAUCUCGAGGCACUUUAAAUUCUUGUGGGAAGGCGCUGUGCAUUUAUUGGGCCUCUGUGUGAGUAACCACAAGGCAGUGACCCAGUGAUAUCACGCAGGUGGCUGAAAUGAAUCCAGGACUUUCAAAAGCAUGAAGGUGUUUUAACUUUUUCCACCAUACAAGGGCCUAUUGGAUGGCUGAAUUCAGUAGUUUCUACUGUAGAGCAUGCUAAGCUGCCACCCUGGAAGAAGGAGCAAGAAAAAGUCUUCUCUCCAAAGACUCACAAAACCCAUCCUGUGGGGAACGUGACAAAACUCUCUCCUGAUAGUCUUCCUUUUUUCCAAUGAUUUUCUAAAAAAAUUAUUCACAAAAUUAAACUCCAAACAAUAUAAAAAACAAUACACAAGAACAAAGCAAAGCUACAUAAGACAUGGAAAUAAAUGUGCAUUUUUAAAACUGCAUAUACAUAGUUUGUUCUGCUAUUCCCCCUGACCACAUUUUCCCUCCUUGGGAUAACAAAAUAAGGCUUAAAUGUAUUCAGAGGAACAAGGUCUCUGAUCCUCUGAAGCAGAGUAGGGCCCAAAAGAAAAGGCCCAAUUUCUUUCUUUCUUUCUUUCUUUCUUUCUUUCUUUCUUUCUUUCUUUCUUUCUUUCUUUCUUUCUCUCUCUCUCUCCCUCCCUCCCUCUCUCCCUCUCCUCCUUUUUAUGCAAUGGCUGUUAUAAAGGUUGAUAAUUAAACAGGUAAGCAAUCAAUUACAUUCCUGGGCUGUUUAUUGAGUUAUAGAUUUGGGGGGUGAACCCUGAGGAGCAUGGUAUCCAAUGGGAAUGGCUUGUUGGGAUCUGUUGACCAAAUUAAGAAUACUUCUGAGGAUUUCUGCCACUAUCCCAGAUCAUGUCCUUAAGACCUGGCCUGAUUUAAAGAUCAUCUGCCUAGAUUUAACUCUGAUGAAGCAGGGAUUUUGUGGGGAAGAGGAAAGGGGAGAAAAUAAAGAAAUAGUUGAUGUUGUAGAAAAAGAAAGAAUAACAGUUCCCCAGGUUCACAAUCACUGAGGCAAAAUCCUGACUUAUCAAGAAAAAAAAAAGUAAAAUGAGCAGUCAUUUUUGAGUCUUCCUGGACUGCAGAAACAACAGCUAGUUUACAUACGCUCAUGGCAAUUGCUCUGUUUAACAAACUUGGCUGUGUGUUUGUGUAUAAAGUUAGGCUCAGCUAAGAAGCAAACACAAUUGUUAAACUCAAACCAGGCUCCUGCAAAUAGUUUUUCCUCCUUCAACUUUCAAUUGUAAAAUGGGCAGUAACCUAUCCCCUCAAUCAGUG
This is a messenger RNA of Thamnophis elegans (Western terrestrial garter snake), 2617 nucleotides long. RefSeq names its product cyclin dependent kinase 20 (gene CDK20). Gene Ontology annotation, cellular component: nucleus. The record is from RefSeq and is a predicted model, not a curated record. NCBI's taxonomy places the organism in Eukaryota, Metazoa, Chordata, Lepidosauria, Squamata, Natricidae. Gene Ontology annotation, molecular function: cyclin-dependent protein serine/threonine kinase activity; ATP binding. Bases 221 to 1252 code for a protein of 343 amino acids. The transcript has 9 exons. Gene Ontology annotation, biological process: protein phosphorylation.